UCGCUAGCAACGAUUCGCAGGAUUUACGUUGCAUCAUCGGGAUCUGUUUGUAGUUCGCCAAUGUUUGAAAAAAUACGGUGCAUGUGCGUAUCGCCGUACGGCGUCUGGAUUGCCACAGCACAUUCAAGGAUGCUGCAGCUGUGGAAGGAUAAGGAAUGUAUCUUUGUUCUUGAUGUGGAUGCUGCUUUAUCACAAAGAAGACCAAGCGAUGAGCGUACAAUGGAGAUAACGUCGGUAAUGUACUUACGGCAGCAGGUGUGGGUCGGCACAGUUGAUGGCUAUCUGUUCAUUUACCGCAUUGUCCCCAAUCAAAGGCAUUCGGCCGUAAAGCGUAGAAGCGCCUUAACCCGCAAGUGGAGUAAUCAUCGGAGAUCGCAGAGUAUGGAAUCGCUACUUAGUGCAGUGCAGACGGCAGUGUUUUUGCCAAGCAAAAGUGAAGUGCGUCAGGAUGAAUCGGCUAGCAAAAAUGAGCAUCGAUUUGUUUCCAAUUUUCCACGGAAAGCAUCGCUUAUGAUUGAUCGCAACUCCCGGAAAUAUAGUGUUUUCCGUAAAAUAUCUGGUGAACGGGCAGUUGGAGCACUCACGGGAGCGUCAAAUUGCGAGCCUAAAAGAACAGGCACUUCGAACCAGCUGUCGUCUAACGUAAAAAGCAGCAGGCGACGUGAUCUAAGCUUCAAUUCUCUGCAUUCAUCGGAAGAAGUGGCCGAUGAUGAGCCGCUGUCACAAGGUACUGCCGCUCAAAUACACGAUUAA
Molecule: messenger RNA, 753 nt
Organism: Gongylonema pulchrum
Lineage: Eukaryota; Metazoa; Nematoda; Chromadorea; Rhabditida; Gongylonematidae
Source: the annotation of a GenBank genome assembly